AGAUGAAACGUGUCAGUUCUAGUGUGUUAAUCUUGGUCCUCUGUAUUGGACCCAUCACAUGUCAAACAAAAACUACUUGGUUACCAUGGACAACACCUUUCUCCUUGACUACACUAGCACCAUCAACACCAGGAUUACCCAGUACAACCAUGACUUCAAUAGUAGAUAAAAAUCAGAAAGAAACUACUUUGAUACCAUGGACAACACAAGCUAAUACAAAAGCACCUUCGACACCAGGAGUAUCCAGCACAGCCAAGACGUCAAUAGCAGGUAAAAAUCAGAAAGAAACUACUUGGAUGCCAUGGACAACACAAGCUAGUACAAAAGCACCUUCGACACCAGGAUUAUCCAGUACAGCCAAGACUUCAAUAGCAGAUAAAAAUCAGAAAGAAACUACUUGGAUGCCAUGGACAACACAAGCUAGUACAAAAGUACCUUCAACACCAGGAUUAUCCAGUACAGCCAAGACUUCAAUAGCAGAUAAAAAUCAGAAAGAAACUACUUUGAUACCAUGGACAACACAAGUUAGUACAAAAGCACCUUCAACACCAGGAUUAUCCAGUACAGCCAAGACUUCAAUAGCAGGUAAAAAUCAGAAAGAAACUACUUUGAUACCAUGGACAACACAAGUUAGUACAAAAGCACCUUCAACACCAGGAUUAUCCAGUACAGCCAAGACUUCAAUAGCAGGUAAAAAUCAGAAAGAAACUACUUGGAUGCCAUGGACAACACAAGCUAAUACAAAAGUACCUCCAACACCAGGAUUGCCCAGCUCUGUCAAGCCUCCAACAAUAGUUCAGACCAGUACAGAUGGUAAGCAUAUUACAAGAGCACCAAUUAGGAAAAAGGGUGAUGAAAUUGUGUCUAGUACAAUGGUUUCCUCAACAAAAUAUCUUUCAACAACAUAUGAAAAAGGUCCACCUAGUACAAAAGUACCUACAAUAAUACCACCUAGUACAAUGGUACCUUCAACUGAAAGCUCAUUCACCACAAUAAUAAGAGAAGGUUUCACAACACCAGUCAAUGGACAAUCUAGUACAGUGGUCCCUACAAGAGCAAGUCAAUCAAGCUCAUUCGCCACAAUAAUAAGAGAAGGUUUCACAACACCAGUCAGUGGACAACCUAGUACAGUGGUCCCUACAAGAGCAAGUCAGGCAAGCUCAUUUGCCACAAUAAUAAGAGAAGUCAGUGGACAACCUAGUACAGUGGUCCCUACAAGAGCAAGUCAGGCAAGCUCAUUCGCCACAAUAAAAAGAGAAGGUUUCACGACACCAGUCAGUGGACAACCUAGUACAGUGGUCCCUACAAGAGCAAGUCAGGCAAGCUCAUUCGCCACAAUAAUAAGAGAAGGUUUCACAACACCAGUAAGUGGACAACCUAGUACAGUGGUCCCUACAAGAGCAAGUCAGGCAAGCUCAUUCACCACAAUAAAAAGAGAAGGUUUCACGACACCAGUCAGUGGACAACCUAGUACAGUGGUCCCUACAAGAGCAAGUCAGGCAAGCUCAUUCGCCACAAUAAUAAGAGAAGGUUUCACAACACCAGUCAGUGGACAACCUAAUUUUGACACAGAUGCCACUUCUGUUUAUGAAAAAACAACACCAGGUCAACAAACCUUAACUUCAUCUGAGCCAAGUACAACAGUUCCUUUAACACCCCCUUGGCCCAGUACAAUAGGGCCUUCAACACCUGCACCAAGUACAAUAGUUUCUUCAACAUCUGAGCCCAGUACAAUAGUGCCUUCAACACCUGCACCAAGUACUUUUGUUCCUUCAACACCUGCAACAAGUACAAUAGUUCCUUCAACAAAUGAACCAAGUACAAUUCAGCCUUCAAGUCCCCCUCAACCAAGUACAAUAGUGCCUUCAACUCCCCCUCAACCAAGUACAAUAGUGCCUUCAAGUCCCCCUUUACCAAGUACAAUAGUGCCUUCAACUCCCCCUCAACCAAGUUCAAUAUUGCCUUCAACUCCCCCUCAACCAAGUACGAUAUUGCCUUCAACUCCCCCUCAACCAAGUACCAAAGGUCCUUCAACUCCCCCUCAACCAAGUACAAUAGUGCCUACAACUCUCCCUCAACCAAGCACCAAAGUACCUUCAACUCCCCCUCAACCAAGUACAAUAGUGCCUACAACUCCCCCUCAACCAAGUACCAAAGUGCCUUCAACUCCCCCUCAACCAAGUACAAUAGUGCCUACAACUCCCCCUCAACCAAGCACCAAAGUGCCUUCAGCUCCCCCUCAACUAAGUACAAAAGUGCCUACAACUCCCCCUCAACCAAGUACCAAAGUGCCUUCAACUCCCCCUCAACCAAGUACAAUAGUGCCUUCAACUCCCCCUCAACCAAGUACCAAAGUGCCUUUAACUCCACCUAAACCAAGUACAAUGAUGCCUUCAACUCCCCCUUUACCAAGUACAAUAGUGCCUUCAACUCCUCCUCAACCAAGUACGAUAUUGCCUUCAACUCCCCCUCAACCAAGUACCAAAAUGCCUUCAACUCCCCCUCAACCAAGCACCAAAGUGCCUUCAACUCCCCCUCAACCAAGUACAAUAGUACCUACAACUCCCCCUCAACCAAGUACCAAAGUGCCUUCAACUCCCCCUCAACCAAGUACAAUAGUGCCUACAACUCCCCCUCAACGAAGCACCAAAGUGCCUUCAACUCCCCCUCAACCAAGUACAAUAGUGCCUACAACUCCCCCUCAACCAAGUUCCAAAGUGCUUUCAACACCCCCUCAACCAAGUACAAAAGUGCCUUCAACUCCCCCUCAACCAAGUACCAUAGUGCCUUCAACUCCCCCUCAACCAAGUACAAUAGUACCUUCAACUCCCCCUCAACCAAGUACAAAAGUGCCUACAACUCCCCCUCAACCAAGUACCAAAAUGCCUUCAACUACCCCUCAACCAAGUACAAUAGUGCCUCCGACUUCCCCUCAACCAAGUUCAAUAGUUCCUUCAACUCCCCCUCAACCAAGUUCAAUAUUGCCUUCAACUCCCCCUCAACCAAGUACCAAAGUGCCUUCAACUCCUCCUCAACCAAGUACAAUAGUGCCUACAACUCCCCCUCAACCAAGUACCAAGGUGCCUUCAACUCCCCCUCAACCAAGUACAAUAGUGCCUUCAACUCCCCCUCAACCAAGUACCAAAGUGCCUUCAACUCCCCCUCAACCAAGUACAAUAGUGCCUUCAACUCCCCCUCAACCAAGUACAAUAGUGCCUACAACUCCCCCUCAACCAAGUACCAAAGUGCCUUCAACUCCCCCUCAACCAAGUACAAUAGUGCCUUCAACUCCCCCUCAACCAAGUACAAUAGUGCCUUCAACUCCUCCACAACCAAGUACGAUAUUGCGUUCAACUUCCCAUCAACCAAGUACCGAAGUGCCUUCAACUCCCCCUCAACCAAGUACAAUAGUGCCUACAACUCCCCCUCAACCAAGUACCAUAGUGCCUUCAACAUCUGCACCCAGCACAAUAGUGCUUUCAACACCACCUCAACCAAGUACAAUAGUACCUUCAACACCUGUGCCAAGUACAAUAGUGCCUUCAACACCUGAACCUAGUACAAUAGUGCCUCCAACACCUGAAUCUAGUACAAAAGUACUUUCAACACUUGCACCAAGUACCAUAGUGCCUUCAACGCCUGAGCCAAGUACCAUAGUGCCUUCAACACCUAAACCUAGUACAACAGUACCUACUACUACAAUUACUAGCACAACAGUACCUACUUCUACAAUUACCAGCACAACAGUACCAACAACAACAACAGUGCUGCCUUCAACCAGAGAUCCAAGAAUUGAUCAGUGUAAAAGGACCUGUAGUAAAAUGUACAGUGUCUACAAAAAGAUGAUUGAAUUCAACACCACAUUUGGUAACCAACUUACUAAAUUCAAAAGUGAACCAGAGAUUAGCACAAUCGUUCAGAAAAAACUGGCACGUUACAAAGCAAGACUUGCAAGCCCAGAAGAGAAAAGAAAACGAGCCAUCUUGAGUCAUCCUAGUUUUCGGUUCAACAUGGAUUUAAAUGUAAUGCAUUCUGUAAAAAGAGAACUUGAACUCCAAAAAAGGGCACCAACAGAUAGAGAACAGAAUUGUUUGGAUUUAUGCAAUAAAGCUCCAGGUGUUGCUGUCAAAUUCUGUGAGUUCAGUAAUGAAGUGGUUGUCUUAGAUAGAUCCCUAAUGAGAGUCCCAUACAUUGAUAGGGUUGUCAAUAAAAGAAUUAAUAAACUUGAAAAACUUGGUUUGGUCAAUAAGAAACUUGAAGAAGGUGAGGAAAAAAGAUCUAUUGACGUUGAGGAAAAAUUUAUUGACAUUGAUACAGAAUCAAAUGAUAUUGUUGAGAAAUCAAGUGACCUUAAUGAAAGAUCUAUUGACACAAAAGAGAGCUCUUUAGAUACACCUGAUCUCACCAAAGUAGGUGAUGGACAGAAAUCUAGUGAUCCAGAAGGCUAUAUUGAACAUGUCACCCAUCAUCCAAACAGUCUAAAUGAUGAAGUGGAUGGAGAACGAGACUGUCGACGCUGGUGCUCCAAAAUCGUGAAUUUGGCACUACAGCUUCAUAUCUUCAAAAAAUCCUUCUUGCAAGCUACAAACCGUCUAAAACGAGAUCCCUUAAUACGAGAUGUAGUUGACAAACGCUUGAACAAAAAGGGCAUUGAAGUUCUCGUAGAGAAAAGAGCAGAUAGUGAUGAAAGCUCGUGUGAUGAACUCUGUCCAAAAGUCCAAUCAAAGACUGUCAAAUUAUGUGUUUUUGAAGAGAGUUUGGUAAAAAUCAUAAAGAAGACAAGACGAUUGCCAUAUAUUAAUGAAUUGGCAGUGAAAAAGGAACAAAGGGAGAGGAAACAGCGCAUAAAGGACCUGACUCUUGAUGAAUAGAUGGAAAUCUCAAUACGUGGACAUUUUCAAAAUUUGUGUUAAGUACAUGCAUGGAAUCUUUUAAACCAGUAUUUUUAUGAAUUUCACCUUUUAACUGCCAAUCAUUUCCCUCUUGCUCAAAGAGCAUCAAAAUAUUUACCAUUCUACUUUGAUUGAAAUGAUCUCAAUUAGAAAUAUCACAAUGGACAUCAAAUAUGAACCAACAAUGUUUUGAAUUGUACUGAUUUAUUGCAUUGGAAACUUCGCUGGUAUGGAUGUAAAAAUAACAAGCAACCAUUGAGUAGAUUUCAGACAAAAAUUAUAACAUACAUGAUUGUGUAAUGCAACUACUUGAAAUAUUUAAGACAGGCACACAUGAACGACAUAGCAAAUUUGUCAAUGUGAAAGAUCUAAUGUAUUUUUUCCAGGUCUGGAUAAAAUCUUCUCCAUAUCCAAACACAGAUGCAGUAUUCUAUUAUAUCAUAAGGAGAUGGUGCAGGCCCGUAGCCAGCUUUUGACAGGGAGAGUUCACUUUUCUAAAAAUACUACGGGGUUCACAGUUCAAAUUUCGGCCAAAAUAACUUGAAAAAUGUACAGAAUGGUGAAAAACUACAAUGGAUGGGUAUUGAUAUGGUGAACUGAAUUCAACAAUGUUUUUCUCUUAAACCAAUUAUUGAAAACCUUCUGUUAAAAAACAUGGUCCUUUAUGUAAUGUUGACUGAAUGACAACAAUUUAAUGCGAAAAUUAUUUAUUUAUAUUUUAUAUAACUGUUUUUGUUAACAUUUUUUUUUUCGUGCAAUUGUUUUUUGUUCCUUUCUACCAAUUCUUCAGAAUGAAAUAAAAUGUCUUUCCAAACCUUGUUCGAACAAAUUGGCAUAUUCAACAUUUUCUUAAACCUUUCAAUAUUCUAGAUAUACAAAGGAAAUUUUGGUUGAUUUCACAAAAAGUAUUCAAAAGAUUUAAACAAAUUCCCCAAAAUAGAUAGAAAUUAAGAUAAACCUUUUAUUUCAUUAACAAGAUUUUUUUUAAAGCAACCAAACUUUCCUUUGUACAAUUACAAUAUUGUUGUUUUGUUCCAAUGAGCUUCGGAUAGAUGUUUCAUUUCAUUCCGAACAUAUGAUAUCAAGAACAAAAGAAGUGUCUGAUGUGUUUUCUAAAACAAUAUAGAGAAAAGUAUAUGUAUUUUUUUCAAACUCAAUUGUUACCAUUCAAAAGAUGACCAUUAAAUUGACGAUGUGUAAAAUUUUCAGAAUUUUUUGAUGAGUGGUUUAAGAGAAACUUGUGUUCAAAAAGUACACAAUAUUGAUACUCAUCCUUUGGUCAGGAUCUGGCUAAAGGCCUGGGGUUCUACCAUAAAUUAAAUGCAUACCACCCAACCUUCUGUUAUUCAAUUCCAUGAAAAAGAAGAAAACUGCAAACUAGAAUCAUAUCGUAACAUCAACUACAUAGUAAGUGGUCACCCAGAAGCAGACAGUAUGUUGUGUUCCAUACAGAAAUUUAUUGAAUAUUUUCAUUUCCAAUUCCAGAUUUCAGGUUUUGGAAGAAAUAUUUUUUGUUUGAGGUUUAAUCAAAGAAAAGUCUCUAUGUUUUAGUAGAGUUUGUUUUUUGUUUCUACAUCACCGUGAGUGUGGCACCCUUUAGCAGUACACUCCUUAGCAGUGAAUCCCUUAGCAGUACAAAUUAUACACAUGUAUAAUAAUUAACUAGCUGAGAUUAUUUUUCCUUAGUUAGAGAGGAAAGUAAUGUCAAAAUUGGAAAAGGAUAUGGGAGUGAGCUUUUUGGAAAUUUCAGGCAAAGUGAAUGGGUGUAUCACAAUGUUUUUUGGAAUAGUUACUUUCAUUUGUAUCAAGAAGUCCAUUUGGAUUCAAUGUCACUUGUAUUCCACAGUUGAUCCAUUAUUUAUCUAUUAUGCGCCAACAGAUCUUUUGGGAGACAAUGUACUUCAGAUGUUAAAGAAUUCAUUGGUAAUUAGUUUACUGCACUUGUUAUAUGCAAUUUUAUAACCGCUAUAUAUAACUCUGAUGCUGCCUUUAAGUAAAUGUAUUACAGCUGGACAACUAGGUCAACUGUACAUGUACAUCCUUGGAAUUUUGCAAACCCUAUAUCUAUGAUUCUGCCUUUAAGUAAAUGUAUUAUUGCUUUUAGUAAAUGUAAUACUGCUGAUGGGUGCCACACAGAGGGCUGCCUUGUUUUGGAGAUCUGGGUGUAUAAAUCCAGCAGGUCUGAACUCAAACCUCAAAAACCUUGAGGGGGCUCCCCAUGGUGAAUCUCUCCUAUCUAUCCUUAUUUUGCCCCUGAAAAAGUCUUGAGCCACCUGGUCAUUUUAUUCCAUCCUGAGUCCCCUUCUUGUCCUUUAUACAGGUCUAAAUAUCAGAAGACAUUCUGGGUGAAAUAUCUCAUGUUAUAUUCUAUUUAUUUUAAUCAUAGCAGUGAUCUCCCUGGUAUAAGAGCAACCAAGUGCUGCUCAUAUUGAAAAGUUGAAAACUAUAGGCUAACAUGUUGAAAAUCUAUUAGCAUCAUGUCAGUUGAAAUUGUCAAGCCAAAUAUUUCUGUAAAUGAAGCACUUUCAUAAGUGUUACACUGUCCAGAGUCCCAUGGCCCACUUUAUAAUUCAGGGGUUUCAUUAGCACCAGGCAACAGGUGAUUUUCACUGGUUGUUUUCACAAAAUCGCCUGUUGUUUUCAGGGAUUUUUCAACUUUUAUGUUAAAUUCAUAAUUUCCAUUAAUUUUGCCUGUUUUUAACACUUUUUGAGAGCACAAAGAGACCUCUAAAGGUUUCUACUAACACAGGUUUUACUGUCUUGAGGUAAUUUGACCAAAACUGCUGAAUUCAGGACAUAGCACCCUGUCGAAAAAGACCUAUGGGAGAUCACCACAUUGAUGAAUGUACAAUGUAGAUUCCAAGUUGUAUGGUCUUUGUAGAUGUACUACAUGACUGUAUUUAUUUACAACUUUAGCUCACAUGGGUUUCAAAUCAUAGCAGGCAGCAACACUGGCAGAUGUACAUUUCAAUUCAGAAAAACAAGUUGAGCCCAAAUUAAAAAUAAGGCCCAAAAGGCCAAUUAAUGCUCAAAAGGCCUACAAAUUGAAGCCCUACAUUGAAGCCAUCUAAUGGGGGGCAUGGGGAUCUCCAAUGUGCAAUUUCCAUUUGAGGAAUUUUACAACCAUUUUCAUGUUAAAAUCAUUAUUUUGAAAAGCUUCGACAUUUUCAGAAUAUAAAGCUUUUGUACAAAUCAUUUGAUUGUCUAAGGUAUAUUCAUUCAGAUUUAAAAUCAUUUUUGCUUUAUACAAGAUAGAGAGUGAUAGCAAAAACAAUAAAACAGUUGAUGUUUUUUAUUAUGAUUACAAAAAAUUGUGCAUCCUCAUUUAAUACUCACAAUUUUCGACAAAUUUUUCAAAAUUCAAUAAUGUACUGAAAUACUUAACAUACCACCAUAAUCAACAUGUAAUGACACUCCAUGAUAAUGCACAGAAUUUUGUUGGAGGUGGGAUGUAGAUUUUUAAACUGCAUGUGCAAAAUAUAGGUUAUACAAGAUCCAUUCAUGCAUUUUACAGAGAUAAUAUUUAUACAUGUAUGUUAUUUUAAAUAUGUUAUAUGAUGACGUGUACAAACUUGAGAAGUUUGUAUGAAUAAAGUUAACUAGUAUGCAUUUCAAAUGUGGUUUAUAGUUAUUUUUAAUGACAGAGCCUUAAAGUAGAAGCACUGAGAGCA
Owenia fusiformis is the source of this 8563-nucleotide messenger RNA. The record is from the annotation of a GenBank genome assembly. Lineage: Eukaryota; Metazoa; Annelida; Polychaeta; Sabellida; Oweniidae.